Scomber scombrus (Atlantic mackerel) is the source of this 1654-nucleotide messenger RNA. RefSeq names its product nuclear factor 7, brain-like. Lineage: Eukaryota; Metazoa; Chordata; Actinopteri; Scombriformes; Scombridae. Gene Ontology annotation, molecular function: protein binding. Bases 95 to 1654 code for a protein of 519 amino acids. The transcript is spliced from 9 exons. The record is from RefSeq and is a predicted model, not a curated record.
UGGAUAUCUUGAGACCAUCCUCCAGAACAUCACAGCACAUACGUCGACCACCUGACAGACAGAGAGAGAAGAGUGGAGGGAUGUGAAAGACAGCAUGGUAAAAAAAGAAGGCUUGCUUCCUCCUACUGUGAUGCACAAUGAUCCUUUGAUAUACUUCCUCCUUGAGAAGGUCUCAACACAGCACCACAGCAGGUCUGGACUCGGUCAUUUUUACGAGGAAACUAGCAGGCCACAGGAGGAGCUCAGAACAUCUGUAAACGGAUUGAGGAAGAAGAUGAUUCAAUAUGAGAAAGCUGCACAGACCUGUAACCAUUCUGCAAAACACAACCAGGCUGAGAUCAAACUGACAGAGGAACAGAUGAAAAAGGAGUUUGAGAGACUUCACCGGUUUUUGCGAGAGGAGGAAGAAGCCAGGAUACUUGCACUCAAGAAGGAACAGGAGGAGAAGAAGAGAGAGUUGCAUGAAAGGACGAACAGAAUCAGUCAGAUGAUAAAAUCUCUGGGAAACAAGAUCCAGCUGAUUGAAGAGGAGCUAGAUGCAGAUGGAGAUGGGGUUACAUUUUUACAGCAAUACCAAGACGAAGGAAAAAGCACUCAGACAGGUCACAGAGAGCCAAUGAAGAUUUGCAGACUUCUACUAAAUGUGGCUAAACAUCUGGGAAACAUCCAGUAUGCUGUCUGGGACAAGAUGAAACACAUCGCCACCUACACUCCAGUGACACUGGACCCAAGAACAGCUGGCAAGUCCCUGAGAGUGUCUACUGGACUGAACAGUGUCCAGAUUUCUCCUGAACCCUCACUGGGGCAUGAAGAGAAUCAAAGUAUCCCAGCCAACCCAGAACGUUUUCACCCUUACUCCUGCAUCCUGGCAAAAGAAGGCUACAACUCCGGGGUACACUGUUGGGAUAUUGAGGUUGGUGACACCGUUAACUGGACAGUCGGUGUUGCUACUCACUCAGUGUCCAGAGGAGAAGAGUUCGAGGCAUGUCCAGAGGCAGGGCUCUGGUGUAUCAGCCUGCGGGACGGCGAGUAUCGAGCUCUCACCACUCCCUCUCAGAUCCUUCACCUGGACAAGUCACACCACCUAAAGAGAGUCCGAGUGAGGCUGGACUGGGAUGAAGAGAAGCUGGAAUUCAUGAACAGUGAUACUCACAUACAUCUGUUCACGUUUAGACAUCGCUUUGUUGAAAAGGUGUACCCAUACUUGGAGACCAUAUCUGCGUGCGGGGGCCUUGCUGUGUUGGCAGCGAGAGUGAACGUCAGCAUGGAGUCAUAUCACAUCCCUGUUGAAGACACUGGCCCUAAAGAGAGUCAGGAAAGUGAAUCCUCCGCUGAAGAAAGAAUCAUCACUUCAGUUACAAACAACAACAAAAAGACGUUAGAUUACCUACAUGUGGCAGAAGACAAAAACCUAUCAGUUCAUUCUAAGAGUGAGGAGAAAAACACCAAACCUGAGAGCCCCACCUGUAAGCAGAAGCUCAAAACUAAAUCUGCUGGAGGAGAAAAGACAUCAGGCAACAAACCUGCUGUUAAAAAACAGCCAACCAGGAAGCCCAGGUUUAAUGUGACCUACCAUGUUUCACUGAACCGAGCCCUAAACAUCAUCAAAAAUGAAUCCUGCAAACCGCCAAGAAAUCCAGAUCAAUCCUGUUGA